ACAGCCGCGAGCUGGACGCCGAGCUGGACGAGGAAGCGGGGCCGGAGUCCCCCCGCGACAACUUCACCGAGGACUCCGGAGAGUGCUCUUCCUACGCUGACCACCCCAUCAAGGUGGAGUGCCCGUCCUUCGCCAUCCCCGUGCCGCCGGGCGAUGGCUUUAAAGAAGUCAAUGCUCCAACUAUUACCCCACCUCUCAGUCAGCCCAAAAGAUCAAAAAAGCGCCAUACAAAUUUAACAUUGGAUAAAAUGAUGGAAAAAUUCUUGCAGCAGAGCAUGGAUACAGAUGAGAAAUUUUACAGAUUUGAAGAGCAGAGGCUCAAAAUUGAGGACAAGCGUCGGGAAGCUGAGCAUGCUCGAGAACUCCAGAUGUUACAGAUGUUGGGACAGAUGUUGGCAGGAAUUUCUUCUACAGUAUCACAAAGGUCACAGUCUAUACCAACAAGUCCACCUCGGAGAGCGAACCAUCGUUCAUAUGCGGAUAACUUUAAUUAUAAUGCUAUGACAGCAACACUUUCUCCACCGAUAGUUAUAGAGAGAUCUUUUUCACUGCACAGAACACACUCUCUAAAGGAUAUGGAGAAUAUUUUUCAACUGGUGCGCAACGUUAUCCCUCCUCUAACAGGGAAAAAGCAUAAAGGUCAAGAUGGUCGUAUAGGCAUUGUUGGAGGAUGUCGAGAGUACACUGGAGCACCGUAUUUUGCUGCAAUUACAGCUCUCAAAGUGGGUGCAGAUUUAUCCCAUGUGUUUUGUACCAAAGAUGCAGCAACAGUAAUCAAAUCAUAUAGUCCAGAGCUGAUUGUUCAUCCAGUUCUUGAUAGUCCCAAUGCUGUCCAUGAGGUGGAAAAGUGGUUACCACGACUGCACUCAGUUGUCAUAGGACCUGGCUUAGGUAGAGAUGAAGUUCUACUUGAGAACGCUAAGGGUAUUAUAGAGAAAUCGAAAGUGAAAGGAAUUCCUAUCAUUAUUGAUGCAGAUGGACUGUGGCUCAUUUCCCAGCAGCCUUCUCUUAUUCAAGGCUACCAGCGAGCUAUUCUUACUCCAAACUAUAUGGAGUUCAGUAGGCUGUAUGAAGCCAUGCUUAGAGACCCCGUAGACAGUAGUGAUCAUCAUGGAUGUGUAUUAAGACUCAGCCAAGCCAUGGGGAACCUGACAGUUGUUCAAAAGGGAGAAAGAGAUCUUAUUUCAGAUGGAGAGAAAGUACUCGUAUGCAGUCAUGAAGGAAGCAGCCGGAGAUGUGGUGGACAGGGGGACCUUCUUUCUGGUUCUCUUGGAGUCUUAGCACACUGGGCAUUUGUUGCUGGAGCUGAAAAAACAAAUGGUCAAAAUCCCUUUCUAGUGGCUGCAUUUGGAGCUUGCUCUCUUACGAGGCAGUCUAACCACCAAGCCUUUCAAAAAUUCGGACGUUCAAUGACAGCCUCUGACAUGGUUUCAGAAGUUGGAACAGCUUUCAGCAAACUUUACGAAACCUGAAGCCAAAGCAGCAGAGAAGAAGAAAAGGAAGAACAAUGACUGCAAGAGUAAUUACAUGUACCGUAGAAUUUACAUAAGUAAUGCACCCUUUCAAGUGCUGUAGCAACAUUGGUAUGUUAGGUAGAUCUUUUUUAUUUUUAAGAAUAGAAAAAUAUGAUUAAUGUAGAUAUUUUUUAAGAGUUUGGAAUACAAAAAUGUUUUGGCUGAAAUAAGCUGUAGUUGCAGAUCUGUUAUAAUAUAAUAAAACUAAACUGAAAGUAUUCCUCUGUUCUUUUUGAUAGUUAUUGAGCAAUAACUAAAGUGUGAACAGCAAAAAAAAUGCACUUGAUAUUUAGAUAAAAUUCUUCCACCAGCUCAACUGAAUUUCUUGGACUGCACCAAGGUUAUCAUGUUGUCAUUCUUAGAACCUCUGUCUAGAAUUAGCUAUUGCACUUCAGUUUUUUGCCAUGCUAGUAUAUUAAGAAGCAAAAAAUAAGCCUCUUUGGAAAGGGAGUGCAUGAGAGUUGCUGUAGAUUUUGAAUGUAAUUAGUUGCCUUUUCCCAUUCCCGGUCCCAGAGGCAGCAUUCAUUUGGACAAGGCACCCCUUCCUGCAAUGUCUUAUUUUGUUGUUUUUUAAAAGGUCCCCCCGUGGCAGAAUAGGAUAUACUGUAGGUAUCUCAGCAGCAAAAUUCAUUAAACGGUAAUUAGGCUUACCUGAAAAAAAAAUUAAAAUUCUGUUUCUUUAUCUAGUCUUGACUCAUCUGGAACUCAAUGUGAUAAAUUUGUGAAAUUAUCAUUUGGAGAGGUACUAGGUGGGGCAAGAAACUCAGUGAUACCAAACAGAACUGUCAGACUCUCAGUGAUCAUGGAAGAGUAAAGUGCUUUUAAAACUCCCGUUGCCUGCUGGGUUAGAGCUCAGAGAAGACCAGCACACAGAUCCAUAGGUGGAUAGUAAUUAGCCAGCAGGAAUAAGAGUUGAAGGCAGCCCACAGCAUGUACCUGUACUGUUGUAGCAGUGUGCAGGCAGCUGUAUGCUGCAGGUUAAAGGCAGGAACAGAAAAUGGUGGUUGGUGUCUGAGCUUCAAGUGCAGUACUUAGUACUUGGUACUUUUACUUUUUUAGAGCACAGAGGCUUUUUGUCUGAUCUUUGUGAGACAGGACACUGUUAGGGCCACACUGAUCUGGCACGUUGGCAGGGCAGGUAAGCGUUAGGUAUAAAGAGGAACUCGUGUGGGAUUUUUGCACACUACGAUUUGUUAAAUUUUUGGAGAUUCAGUCAAAGCUCGUAGGGACUAAACCAGUAUGGAGAGGGGGACAAGUUCAUGCCAAGAACACUUAAGUGGGUACUGCCCUUGAGCCUCCAAUCCAGCUCCAGGUGUUUAUGCUCAUUAAAGCACAGAACAAGCACAUAACGUGUCUGGUUAUUGCAAUAGAUGUUACCUGUUCACCACAACCACUCCUGUGCAGGGCUCCAGCUCUAGGUUGGCAUGUGGUGUCCCACAGACCAGUCAGACUGUGUUCUCAUACCUUCAAUAGCUGCCUGCAGAAAGCACCUGGAAUCAGAAAAGCUGCUCCAAGUAUUUCCUUUCAGCCCUUAGAGUUGAUAUUUCUGGAUGCACUGUGACUACUACCUCACCCCGAUGCAUUUUUGUUUUUCUUUCUAAACCAGUUACCUAUUUUUAAGAUAGGUUUUUAAAUGUUUGCUCAUGUUGGUCUAUGAGGGUUCACAGACUACUCUUAAGAGAUGAGGUUUUAGUGUUUAAUUUAAGCAGUUUUGUAAACUGUCUGCAUCUUUGGGGAAACUUAAGCUACUGUUAUUUUUCCCCCUAAAUCUAUUUGAGAAGCCUGACUACUUUUAAAUUAAAUCAGCAAGUUAAAACUGAUUUUAAAACAGCUACUGGCUUUUUUUUUUUUUUGUAUUUAGAACAUCAGUGGUACUAUAAUCUAAAUGGCAUUUGUAGGCGAAGUCAAUCAAUUAACAGAGCUCAGUACAGAUUUCAACCUGCCGUGUUGGUUUUAAAUCUACACAGAAGUUGUAACUGUUACUCACUAAUGUAUACAAAUUGGUACCUUUUUUAAACAUUCUGGAAAUGUAGCAGUUUCUUUGGGUAGGAAAUAAAAAUAAUAGCAAAUUGA
Messenger RNA from Manacus vitellinus (golden-collared manakin), 3587 nucleotides. It is a transcript of the gene NAXD, whose product is annotated as NAD(P)HX dehydratase. Gene Ontology annotation, biological process: metabolite repair. Bases 249 to 1472 code for a protein of 407 amino acids. The transcript is spliced from 11 exons. NCBI's taxonomy places the organism in Eukaryota, Metazoa, Chordata, Aves, Passeriformes, Pipridae. Gene Ontology annotation, molecular function: ATP-dependent NAD(P)H-hydrate dehydratase activity. The record is from RefSeq and is a predicted model, not a curated record.